GCCCAAAAAUAUCUGUCUCUAAUCUUCAUAUAUGGAUGCAUCAAACCAGCUCCAAAUUGUGAUCCCUAAUGAUCUCCCCAAAAUGGAGGAAGAAAUCGACUACUCUGAAAGGGCACAGUGGCUCCGAGCGGCGGUGCUCGGAGCCAACGACGGCUUGGUCACCAUUGCCUCACUGAUUCUUGGAGUCGGAGCUCUCAAACACGAAGCCAAGGCCAUAAUCCUGAGCGGCUUAGCCGGACUUUUCGCGGGAGCUUGCAGCAUGGCCAUCGGUGAGUUCGUGUCGGUGUACACACAGCACGACAUAGAGAAAGCCCAGAGGAAGAGAGAGGAAGGGAACGGAGAGGAGAGGGAGAAGCUUCCGAACCCUUGGCAGGCUGCGGGGGCUUCGGCCCUCGCCUUCGCGUUGGGAGGCGUUGUGCCGUUGCUUGCUGCUGUCUUCAUUGCGGAUCACAGGGUCAGAAUGGGGGUGGUGGUGGCGGCCACCACGUUGGGGCUGGCGGGGUUCGGAGGUGUCGGGGCGGUGCUGGGGAGGACUAAGGUGGUGAGGUCUUGUGUGAGGGUGGUGGUGGGAGGGUGGGUGGCCAUGGCUAUCACAUUUGGUCUCACUAAGUUGCUUGGCUCUAGUGGAUUUGGAGUCUGAUUUUUCAUGUUGCUCGUUUGUGAGUGAAUUUGGGUUUCUGGAAGAUACAUAUAUAGUGCAACUCAACUCAGUUGGUGAGGUCGGAUGCUCAAGUUUUUUUAUAUGGAUAUGUAGUAACUAAAAAAAGUAUAGCAAUAAAAUGUGCAUUAACAUUUAACCUAUAGUGUUCAUGCAAUUUAUG
This is a messenger RNA of Salvia splendens (bonfire salvia), 821 nucleotides long. RefSeq names its product vacuolar iron transporter homolog 1. The transcript has a single exon. Gene Ontology annotation, biological process: intracellular manganese ion homeostasis. Gene Ontology annotation, molecular function: manganese ion transmembrane transporter activity. The coding region runs from base 32 to 640 and encodes 202 amino acids. The record is from RefSeq and is a predicted model, not a curated record. NCBI's taxonomy places the organism in Eukaryota, Viridiplantae, Streptophyta, Magnoliopsida, Lamiales, Lamiaceae.